AAGAACUUGAAGACGAUGUUGGCGAUUGGCGGUUGGAAUGAGGGCUCUAGUAGAUUUUCACCGAUGGUAGCCGAUCCUGCGAGACGGCGGGAAUUCGUCAAGAACGCCGUUAAAUUCCUUAGGCAGAAUCAUUUCGACGGCCUCGAUCUCGACUGGGAAUAUCCAGCGUUUAGAGAUGGCGGAAAACCGCGAGAUAAGGACAAUUACGCUGACUUGGUGCAGGAACUUCGUAAGGAGUUUGAGAGAGAAUCCUCGAAGACCGGAAGAACGAGAUUGUUGCUGUCGAUGGCGAUGCCAGCCGGUGUCGAAUAUAUUGACAAAGGUUACGAUGUACCCAGACUAAACGAAUACUUGGAUUUCAUUAAUCUACUCUCUUACGAUUAUCACUCGGCGUAUGAGCCCGCUGUCAAUCAUCAUUCGCCAUUGUAUCCCCUAGAAGAGGACAACGAAUACAAUUACGACGCUGAAUUGACUAUUGAUUACACGAUAACUCAUCUUCUGGAGAAAGGCGCGUCCGCAGAUAAGGUCGUUCUUGGAAUACCAACAUACGGUCGGUCGUAUACGUUGUUCAAUCAAGAUGCAACUGAACUCGGGUCGCCAGCGGAUGGUCCUGGCACCGAAGGAGAGGCCACUCGAGAAAAAGGUUAUCUUGCCUAUUAUGAGAUUUGCGAGAGUAUAGCAGUUUCUGAUGAGUGGGAAGUCGUUCAAUCAAAUCCAAAAGCCAUGGGACCGUACGCCUUCAAAGGUAAUCAGUGGGUAGGGUAUGAUGACGAAGACAUAGUCAAACUGAAAGCUCGCUAUGUGAAUGAAAAAAAAUUGGGAGGCAUUAUGUUCUGGUCGAUAGACAAUGACGAUUUUCGUGGCAAAUGCCACGGUCGACCUUAUCCAUUGAUCGAAGCCGCCAAAGAAGUGCUGCUUAUGGAUAAUAGAAAUACAAUUGACAAGACGAAGUCAGUAGACAGUCGGAAAAAGAUCCGAACUCAAAAUACGCAAAGCAGCAGUCGUAAAUCAAGUACAAGCAACAGAAGAAGUAGCACUACAUCUACUCCGAUUGUCAGUAAACGUGUAUCCUCUUCAAGACCAAAAUACCGUACCAUUUCGCAAGUGAGCAAGGAGGAACAGGAAGAUCGAGAAGUAUCGAGGAGAUCAUAUGACCCAUCAUCAGACGAAGACACAGAGGGACACAGAAACACCGUAAGAGUCACAGAGAAAACCGAACGAUCGAAAAGUCAAAACAGAAGUAAAACAACUGCUGCCAAUCGUAGCAAUCAUAGAAAGCACUUCAGUCGUAAGGAGCAAAGCAAGACUGGCGAGAAUGAAGAAUCCUUAAGUAACAAACUAACCACUCCCGAACCACCAACUACACCCGAUCCAGGAACCGAUUUUAAAUGCGAGGACGAAGGCUUCUUUCCGCAUCCUCGAGAUUGUAAGAAAUAUUUUUGGUGUCUUGAUAGUGGUCCCAGUGGACUUGGUGUAGUUGCGCAUCAAUUCACUUGUCCUUCAGGAUUGGUAUUUAACAAAGGGGCGGAUUCUUGUGAUUAUCCGCGUAACGUAAUUUGUCCUAAGACGUCGAAAGCAUCAAUUGUUUCGACCACCAGAUCGCCCAUUACGGCCGCGACAAGUCGAACAACUUACUUGCACAGCACAACAAUUGCAAAAGUGGAAUCGGAAGAGUAUGAUUCGGAAGAGGAUGACGAUUCGAAAGAGUAUGACGAGAUCGAAGAAAACGAAGAAGUGAAAGAAGAAAAGGAGGAGGAGAAGGAAGAACUGAUAACUACCACCACAACGAGAUCACUCGUAUACAAGACACUCACCAGGAAUAGACCAAGUACGACCACCUCUACCACAACCACUUCGAAACCAAGUGAACCAGAGAGAGCUGACAGCGAAGACGAAGAAGAUCCAAAAGUUAUUAAAGAACUCAUCGAUCUUAUCAAAAAAGCUGGCAAGUAUAAAAAAUUUUCUAUACUAUAUAAUAUAUAAAAUAAAUAAUUAAAAAAUUCUUUUAUUUUAGGCGGAAUAGAAGAGUUAGAAAAGCAAUUGCUAUUUCAAGAGAAAAAUGUGGAUACCAAAUCAGGUAGUGAAAGUGUUACACCGGCUACGAUUAGUCGUAGUUUAUAUGAGCGUGUAUUGAAUCGCCAAACUAAUAGAAUCAGUAAUCAUCGAUCCGUAUUAUCGUCCUCGGAAAUUAGUUACGUAAAUGGGCCGGGAAGAGCACAGUUCGAAGGUUUGGAUGAUAUCCCUGAAGUGAAGAAUCUCAGACGAUCACAGAAACCUCAAUACGUCACCAUCGAAAGAUCCAAAUCAAUCAAAAAAGAAUCUUCCUCGGAGAACGAAGAUAUCAAUGAGGACGAGGAAGACAACACUGAUGUAGCUUCUUCUGAGGGGAAAAGCAUCAGUAACCCGUUGGAAAAUAGCUCAUCCACGCAACGAGUGACGCCAAGUUACGUAAAUAUUCGACGAACGCGACCUUCCACCACGACGUUUAAAAUCGAAAAUGACGUGGAAGGGAAGGAAAUAGAAAUCGAAGAGGAAAGACCGAUUCGUAGACGACGACCGAUCGUUUUUUCAAAACAACAAGACAAUGAAGCAAGCUCUGAAACAUCUAAAUCUUAUCGAAAUCGUGAUUCAGGCUUCAGAAAAUCAGAAAAAAAAGAAGAUUCGAGAAGCACGAAUCCAUCAGCAGAGAAAGACAAUGAUUCAUCAACAACAAAAACUAGAUACUCCAAUACACAAAGAUUCAGAAGUACCACUUUGAAAACUUUGGAGGGUUUGUCUAGCAUAGUACCUUUAUCGGAGACUAACAAAAUGACUUCACCGACGAAACUGGAAGAGUAUCCAGAAGUAUCCAGGACAACAGUCAGUACGACCGCUUCAUUGUCUACGACGCCUGCAGCAACUACUUCGACCUCUACCGAGGUUAUCACCAUAAUUAAUGUCGAACCGACAGAAAAUCCAUCUAAUGUUAGUUCUAGAGUAGAUAUUGACUCUAUCACUGAUUCAGUGAAACUAGUGGAAGAUUCGGCGACGGAGAUCUUAUUUACAACAUUGCCGGCAAUUAGCAGUAGUUCAAGUCAGUCGAUGACAACAACAGCGACGUUAGCAAGCAGAUCAACUGUCGCCGCAGUGUCGCAACCGCGACCAUUCAGUUUUACCAGACGAAGAUCUGGUUCAUUAGAAGCGACGACGACGGCUACGACCCCAUUGAGCAGGUCCAAGGUGAGUAUUACUCCGCGAAAUCCUACGCGUCCGUCCAAUCCGGUUCUGGGGCGAGUUCAAUUAAGGACGAAAUCGGCCAACGAAGUUACCGAGGAGGAGUUAGUGGAUCAAGUGGACACUUCACGUGCGGAGACCUCCACAUCCAGAAGCAAGGACCUUAACAGAUCACGUGGCAGGGGAUCUAGCAGAUAUAUUCCACCAACGUCGAAAUCAAAGACGCAAGAUGUUUCCGCGAAUUCCGUUUCAGGCCUGAAGUAUAAAGAAAGAGGCAGAACAACAGCUUCAACUACUAUUGGUACAAUUAUUAUCGAUGAUGUUAAAAGAAGAUACCGAAGACCUAGCAGAGUCAACAACCUAGAAUCUAUCAAAGCCAACGAAUUGGAUGAUAGCCCGAUAGUAAGAAUAAUACAAGGUAGUGCUAGAAAAAAUUCCUUGUAUCGAUCGCGAUCUGAUGAAGAAAAUAAUAAAAUCACGAACAUCAGGGUCUUUAGAAAGCCAACUGUUAAUCGUGAGCUGUACGACAGGACGAAGCACACGAGAAAGAGGAACAACGCGGAAAAGUCGUCGCAAAAAGUAAACAAUGAGUCGAAUCAAAAACACAUCUCAUCGAUGAUAUUGAAAGCUCUCAAAACAGAUACUUCUACAGAAAUUGACAGGAUUGAGGGAAAUGAUUUGUUGAACAGUAUUGAUCAAUCAACUGCAAAAAUUGAUUCCGUAGUUGAGUCCAAUACUAUCCAGCCAAUGUAUGAUUUGAAACCAAUUGCGCUAAUUGAUAUAACAACUAUACCUAACAACAAAACAAAUGCAAGCAACCAAUCUGAAGAUACUGUCGCCACAACGAUCACUCACAUCGAAGCUCAUGAAUUUAAUCCCGACCUGGUGACGAUCGUUUCUACCGAACGUGCCUUUGAUGGUACAGAAAAGACAUCAGAAACGCCAAAAAAACGAAAGAUUUUCCUAAGAAAGAGACCGAUAUCAUCGAGUACAGUCAAUAUCAUUGAAACAGAAGAAGAGACAACAUCUCAAGGGCCUCGCAGACGAAAAGUGAUAAAACGUAAACGUCCGCUUCAAAAUACUUCAACAUCAGUUGAAAUUUUCCAAGAAAAAGGAGAAGAUUCGAGUCUUUUUUUUAAAUCGACGAUUCCGAUGGAAAAUGAUAAAAAUGUUGAAAAAUCGACAGUUUCUAUUAACCAGACAGAAGUUAUUCGAAUAAGCCAAAAUACUGAGGAAUCAACGAUUGUUUCUGGUUUAACUGGAGUUAUGAGAAAAAUGGAAGAUUCGACUCUAACUAUCACAGAACCCACCUUGUCCGAUUACAAUACUGAUGCUUUUAUGAAGGUUACUUUGGAGACUCCUGCGAUUGAAACCACGACGAUAUCAAGCGAAGAUGUUACAGAUAUUUCCAGCACAGCUGAUCACAGCACAGCUAUAUCAACGAUGAACACAGAUGCUGACAAGGUUCAUCAGUCAAUGAUUGAAAUGGAUACUGAAGCUACUACAAUUGAACCAACGUUGGCGACAGCCACUACUUAUAACACUGAAAGUAUGCUUUUAGAAGAUAUAUCGAUGCCAUCUAUUGAAGCUAAGAAUUUAUCCAUUACUCGAGUGCAAAUGACCCCGUUGUCCUCAUUGGAUUUAGAUACAGCUACCACUCGUACACAAGCAACUACUACACCAUUUACGACGGAAUCAGAUUCAUUAUCAGCUGCAAGAUCGAGUUUCGAUUCGAGAUAUGAGCGUAAGAAGUUCAUUCGCAAGAAUCCUGUAUCAUCUUCAGAGAACACGACCAACCAAUAUACUCCUAUGCUCUCAUCAACGGAAAACAGCAGCAUUGAUUUUCUCUCAAAACGCAAAAAUGAUUUAUUUAUUGGACGUUAUCCAGUUUCUUCUAAUGAUGCGGAAUUCUGGAAACAUUAUACUACAACUUCGUUAAGAGGUCAAUUAAACUAUCCUUCAGUUUAUAUUGAGGAUGUUGAAGACCAUAAAAUUGCGAAAACAGAGUUCACAGAAAAUAAUACAUAUCGAUUAACACCGAUUGUCACUCGCAGGCCUGAGAUUCGGCCACGAUACAAGAUUCCAAUAAUUUUGAAGAGGCCUUUCGAUCCCGAAGAAGCUUUAUCGCCGAAGCGAUAUCCUCCAUUAGAUUCAGCGCCAGAAGAAUCCGAGGAGACACCAGAAACGAGAGAAGCCAGGUUACGACAAAUUGGCUUCCGGCAGCCACGAAUGCGUUAUAAGAUUCUAAAUCGAAACAACGUUGAAGAGAAAACUACGCAGCCAACUCCGGAAUCUACGAGCACUUGGCAAUAUUUCAAAACACGUUGCGGACGCUUUCCAUCGGAAACAGCAAUCGCUGAGAACAACGACGUCAAGGAAUUGGUGACUUCGGUAACAGAAUCCGGCACCACGGAGCGGCAGAAGAUCCUUAUCAAGACCAAGUAUUCGUCACUGACAUCGACCACGAGGAUACCAGCGGAUCAGUUCCCUCCAAUGACUCCGUUGUCAAUUUUGGUGACUGGAAUCAACGAUGACUCUGCCAACGAAGUUCGUCACGGUGUUGAACGGUCCACCUUGCCUAUCGAGAGCGAGUUCAAUUACCGUUACGAUGAUCGAUUCACUACAGAGUCUUACGAGUCUUCGACUAUUGAGAUUGAGUCAGUAUUCAGCAAUCUGAUUGCCAGUAAGGGCUCCGCGAAGUAA
This is a messenger RNA of Cyphomyrmex costatus, 5916 nucleotides long. RefSeq names its product mucin-17. The record is from RefSeq and is a predicted model, not a curated record. Lineage: Eukaryota; Metazoa; Arthropoda; Insecta; Hymenoptera; Formicidae. Gene Ontology annotation, molecular function: chitin binding; chitinase activity. The transcript is spliced from 16 exons. Gene Ontology annotation, biological process: chitin catabolic process; carbohydrate metabolic process. Gene Ontology annotation, cellular component: extracellular region.